Molecule: messenger RNA, 1280 nt
Organism: Solea solea (common sole)
Lineage: Eukaryota; Metazoa; Chordata; Actinopteri; Pleuronectiformes; Soleidae
Gene: nmrk1
Product: nicotinamide riboside kinase 1
Exons: 9
Coding region: 9-680 (223 amino acids)
Cellular component (GO): cytoplasm
Source: RefSeq, a predicted model, not a curated record
ACGAGAGGAUGAGAGAGUUGGAGAGGCGCACACACGAAACGAUUCUGCAGGGAGCGACACAACGAGGUGACAUGAAGACACUGUUGGUGGGAGUGGGCGGGAUGACCAACGGUGGGAAGUCGACUCUUUCCAAGAGUCUCCACCAGCAGAUACCCAACAGCUGCAUCAUUGCGCAGGAUUCAUAUUUUAAGGAUGAUUCUGUCGUUCCAGAGGACGACAAUGGGUUUAAACAAUAUGACAUGCUCGGUGCUCUCGACAUGGAUACGAUGAUGAGCGACAUCGACUCGUGGCAAAAAGAUCCUGAGAGGUUUAUGAGGCAGCGAGACUUAAACCCAGAACUCACAACAGCGACAGAUACAGAUGUGUUUGUGCUCAUCGUGGAGGGAUUCCUCAUUUUCAACUACAGACCUCUGAACGAGCUGUUUGACAGAAGGUACUUCAUGGAAAUACCUUACGACGUCUGCAAAAGGAGGCGAAGUGUGAGGGUGUACAAGCCUCCGGAUCCUUCUGGUUACUUUGACGGAUACGUGUGGCCAAUGUAUCUGAAAAACCGCCAGGAGAUGGACAUCACUGUGUCUGACAUUGUCAUUUUAGAUGGACUAAAACCCAAGGAAGAGCUGCUGGCCGCAGUGUGUCAUGAUGUUUGUGAGGAAAUAGAAAGACUCAGGGAGAAAGACUGAAGAAGUUGGACUCUUGUGAAGAUGGAGACAGUUGCUGCCAUGAGUGUGGAGAAAUGUGUCAUUGAAAGAAGUACACAAAAAAGCGUAGAGGUAAACUAGUAAAUGAGACUUAAGCGACAUUGUAGUGGACAACUGAACAAAGGCUGUCAAAAUCAUGUCAGUGAAAUUGAUGUCUCUAAAUCAGAUGGUCAGUUUUGUAAAGUUAGAAAACCUAAAAAUAUAUGUUUUAUUGUUCUUUAAUGAAUUGGGUACUAAAUGUAGAACUGUUUUUUAUAUCAGGACAUGUCACCUCAGUGCAUUCUAUAUUUUUGAUUGUUGAUCAUGAUUGUUGAUAUUUUUAUAUUUUUUUAAGCUGCCGUAUCCAGCUUCACAAACACAAUACACACAUGUGGAUGUUUGAAAUAUCAAGUGAUUGUGGCCUGCUCUUGAUAAUUUGAAGAAAGAAGACUGAGGUGCUGGCUGAAAUGUGUGAUUGAUGUCUGUUGUCGCCACCUGGUGGCUGAAUGUGAUGCACUGCAGACAAAGUAGUGACUGACUAUUUACAAUAAUCCUACCACGCAGUGUUUAUCUUUGAUUGUGCAUAAAUAAAGACAAAUCAGA